AUGCGGCGUAUGUCGUACUCUGGAGCAUUCACGACGACGAACCCGUCCCGCACGGGGCCAGUAGGCUUGGUGGAUGGUUUCCUUGUCGAGAUCCAUCCGCUGUCCUUUGUCGCACCCAUGGCUGAUGAUCGGCCGGAAGUGCUGUGUGGCCCCAUCCCGCCGGAGCUGGGAAACCUCAGAGAGCUGAAGAGGUUGUGGCUCCACUCAAACAAGCUCACAGGUGAAAUCCCGGCGUCACUAGGACAGCUCAGCAACCUCCGGACUCUCGAUCUGUUCAACAACAAGCUCAGUGGAUCCAUCCCGCCGGAGCUGGGAAACCUCGUAGCACUGAACGAGCUCGACCUUCGCGGUAACCAACUGACUGGCUCCAUCCCGCCGGAGCUGGGAAAGCUCGCAGCCCUGAUGGAAAUCGACCUUUCCUACAACCAACUGAGCGGGAGCAUCCCGAAGGAGCUCGGAGCGCUGAGCAAGUUGGAAAAGCUUAUUCUUAUUCUCUAUGGCAACCAGCUUACUGGUACCCUUCCGGUGGCAUUAGCCUCUCUUCUGGACAGUUUUGACAGGCUUCACAGUGUUGGAGGGUUGAACCUUUCCCAAAACCCGUGGGAACACCCUCCCGAGGCGAUCGUAACGGGUGGUAUGCUGGCGGUGAGAGGGUACUUCGAAGCCAUCUUUAGGGGCGGAACUACCGUUGUGACCCGACCGCUCAAGGUCGUCAUCGUUGGAACGGAGACUGUUGGCAAGACAAGCAUCAAGGCCGGGAAGCCGUGCAUGACAAGAGGGGGUGGUGUGGACAGCACUGUCCACGUGGAUGUCGAAGACCACAACCUCGAUGUCCAAGACCACAAAGCCGGUGGUCACCCAAUUAGGAUUUUCGAUUGUGCCGGCCAGGCUGCCUACUACGGACUGCUCCAGCUGUUUCUCACCCCUCGUGCUGUAUACCUAUUGGUUUGGGAUGCGGAGAAAGCCAGCCAGAUGGACGAGUUGAACCUUGAAGAUCUUGCCAUUGCUCCCUGGCUGAGGCAAAUGACUUUCCGAGUGCCGGACGCAAACGUGGUACUUGUGGGGAACAAGUGGGAUCNUCCUCGGCACGAGGACAAGAGCAUGCGCGUCUUGAAGGCCAAUGUGGUGGAGUACUCAGACACGGAGUUCUCCGAUGCUCAGCUCCGUAAGCAGUUUGCCGAUAAUGCCAAGAGGAUGGCUCGUCAGGGUCGUGCGCUCUGGCCGGCACCGGUGAUGGAGGUGGGUUCUUCUACCACGAUUGCUUCCAUGUACAAGCCAUGUGCAGGACAGAAAUGCCAUAUUCCCAUGAACACAGCCUUUGUCUACACCAUCAUAUGGCUCGACCUACAUGCUUGAAAAUGGAAGACUGAUCACGAAACCAAACUGUUUUAUGCACAGGUUCCGGCACCCAACCACGCCAGUCCAGGCCACCAGGUUCCGGCACCCAACCACGCCAGUCCAGGCCACCAGAAAUGCGCGACAAAACGACCGAUAUGGUCUAAAUUUCCAUAUUUCUCCGACCAAGCUGCGUUGGUAUACAGCGUACUAUCCUAUGCUUUCAAUAUUCAAUCGGCUUCGCCCGCAAGAUGUACAAGCCAUGUGCAGCCCAAAAUGCCGUGUUCCCAUGAACACCGGCCUUUGUCCAAACCAUCAUAUGGCUCGACCUGCAUGCUUGAAAAUGUAGACCUGAUCACGAUACCAUACUGAUUUUUGCACAGAUUUCUACUGUUCCGGCACCCAACCGCGUCAGUCCAGGCCGCAAGACGCCACUGUACCGGGACCUGAAGGCGUGUAUAGCCGCAGCCACUUUGGCCUGCUUCGCUAUCUUUGGGGUGUUCGCUGGGAAGGACGAUGACGACUCUCGUCUUUGGGGGGUGUUUCUGGGCCUUGGCAUCUUGCUCUCGGGGGCGGAGUUUGUUUUUUUUACCAAACAUUACGAGAUCUUGUGCUUCAAACGAAAAGAGGGCGCGGGCGCUGGAAACGAACACGGGGGUGAGGAGACCGCUUGAAAUGAACAAGGGAGUGAGGCUAGUGCGUAGGCCCCGUGCUUCCUUGAACAGGUAGUAAGCGAGGUGUCGGCAAAUCAGGGCUUCGAUUAGCCCUUUGCUCCUGAGGUUACAGGAAUAGCUCUUUCGCCGUUGUGGAAGGGUUGGAGUUUUGCAGCGUUUGGUAUGGCUACUCAAGAUCAUGUUGUCAGAUAUCAAGCGGUAGAGAGAAAGGGAUUUCAGCACUCGCAACGUAGGAAGUAUGCAUACUCCGUCGCAUAGUAGUCCCCGAAUCCAACCAACCGGUAAUAGGUGGGCACGUCAUUUUGGCAGGAAAAGGAGAGAGUUUGCGCCGUGCACCACCAGAAUACUUUGUGAAGAUAAGAGGGAGAAGGGGGGGGUGCGUUGCCUAGAUUUCUUCUUAACACGCACAGCAGAGGGUUGUCGCAUGUUUGAUCCGUUGAGCGUACCGUAUUUCGGUAGUUUCGUUU
Messenger RNA from Ectocarpus sp. CCAP 1310/34, 2476 nucleotides. Lineage: Eukaryota; Phaeophyceae; Ectocarpales; Ectocarpaceae. The record is from the annotation of a GenBank genome assembly.